Molecule: messenger RNA, 1358 nt
Organism: Aspergillus glaucus CBS 516.65
Lineage: Eukaryota; Fungi; Ascomycota; Eurotiomycetes; Eurotiales; Aspergillaceae
Exons: 1
Coding region: 1-1314 (437 amino acids)
Source: RefSeq, a predicted model, not a curated record
AUGUCCGUCAGUCUCGCAUACACGGACAAACAUCUGAAGCCCCUGCCCAUCCGAGCCUCUUCACACCAUCAAGAUCCCCUUCUCUAUAUUGAUCGUCAAACGAAGCACAUUGAGCGAAAUCUACAAGUCCUUAUUGAUGCCCAAAGUGAAGGUCUCCUGGCUGGUCUCUCGGGCCAACAACAGAAUGACACUCCAUCGCUGUCUGACUCGAAGGUGACGGUGCCGGUUAGACAACCUGCUCCCAAGAAGAUUGGCUUACGUGUUGCCCGGGAAGGGAUCUUCAAGUCUAUAUAUGACUUGCUGAAGCUCAGAGAGGAAGAGCGGGAGCUACUGGGAUUUCGCGAUGGGGAAAGAAAGGAUGCACUGGUUGAAAUUGACGAGUUUAGUUCGAAAAGGUUUGGAUUAGAAGAGGCAAUCUCGUCAAUCCGCAGCAAUCGUGAUAGUCAACGCUCCACAGAUUUGAAGGACGAGGCCCGUACUCUAGAAUCGGAGAUCCGCGAACUCGAGACCAGGUUGUACGAGAUGAAAGCGAAACACCGGCAUGUUAUACAAGAGAUUUCGGAAAUCGAAAACUCGGUGGAUUCCAAGCUGUCUUCCUAUAAUGCUUCCCUGUCCCUCGUGGAAACCAACAUUCGCAAAUACCUUCAGAACCCUCCUCUCCAGCCUCUGUCGCCCACUGCUGACGAGCCCACAUUCUACUCAUUGCACCCUAAACGCCGGACACUAGAUAUGGUACGAGAGCACUGGAAAGCCGAACAGGAAAGAUUACACAAGAGACAGUCGGAGGUGGACGCGGAAAUCCAAGCACUUGAAGCGGGUGGUGGUGUAUGGAAACAAGUGGUCACAGAGGUCACCGGGUUUGAGAAGCGCUUGAGAUCUGAAAUGCGUCGUUCCAUUCAAACACAGUCGCAAGUAUUGGAGGCAGACGGACCCUCUGGGAGCAAAACGGAAGAUAGUCGGGUUCAAACCAUCAUAGAUGACUUGCAGGCCACUACACAGCGAGUCGAAGGCCAACUGGAAAUCGCGGAGGACCGGGAUUGGAAGCUGCUUAUGUGUUGCAUUGGUGCUGAAGUAGAAGCGCUGCGAGAGGCGCGCGAGAUGCUUCUCGAGGUGUUCAAUGUGCAAGAAUCUCCCGAAAACAAGGAAUCAGACCCUGACAACCAUGAUCACCACGAUGAUGCACCAACGGAUCCCCUUGGGGUCGACAAUCCGGAACCUCCGGAGGAUCUAUUACGGGAUACAGGUGAUCAUCGACAUGAUACUACUGAUGAGGAUGAUGAACCGGAUCCCGCAUGGCUACUUCCCGAGUCGUAGCAGUACUGCAGUUUUUGUCACGUUUAAAGCGUUAUUCAAUUCGC